Penicillium olsonii is the source of this 324-nucleotide messenger RNA. Lineage: Eukaryota; Fungi; Ascomycota; Eurotiomycetes; Eurotiales; Aspergillaceae. The record is from the annotation of a GenBank genome assembly.
AUGAAUCAAACCCCAAGUUCUCUCCAAGAAUACUUCGUCCAUGUGCCUGAUCAUCCGAACGUCCUGGCCAAGCGGAUCGCUCUUCUCAAGCCACACAACGUCGCUGCGGCGCCUCUAGUCAAAGCAGGUCGCGUCCCUUUCUUUGGGAGUACUCUCACUCAUCACGGCGCUAUCGACGAGGAGCCCAGUGAGAACGGAACAAUCAUGAUUUUGAAGGCUGAAAGCGAGGAAGUCAUUAGGGAAAUUAUCCGGGAGGACAUCUUCACUGUGGAAGGCGUUUGGGACUUUGAGAAAGUAGUGAUUCAACCCUUCAAGGGUAAAUAG